CCUCCCGUGUCGCGGGCGAUUGUUGUUUUUGUUUUCGAAGUGAGCGGGUGUGUUUCGCGGUCGACAAAGUUGAUCUGUAUCUUAGAAGCAGCCCAAAUAACAUAAUACUGCCACACACCACCACCCUAAAAAGUCGUCUUCGUCGUAGUUGUCGUCGUUUCUCGUGAGAAGUGCCGUUGGAAACAAAAAAACAAAAAAAAAGAAACAAAAUAGGAAAAUGUUUUUGACUUGCCGUGGGCUGAGUGCAGCAGCACUUUUGCUACUCCUAAGCUGUUUAUCUUAUGCAGCUGGUGCCGAAUUGGCAGACAAAUUGCGCGAUGAUUCGGAACUUUCACAGUUCUAUAGUCUCUUGGAACAGAACCCUGUGGCCAAUUCAACGCUAGCACUACGCUCCUGCACAAUCUUUGUGCCCACCAAUGAAGCCUUCCAGCGUCACACAGGGACUACCCAUGUCCUCUAUCACAUUACUACCGCGGCAUUCAAUAAAGAUCAACUGCCAAACAGUGUGUCAUCCGAUAUGGAAGGCAAUCCGCCGCUGUUUAUCACCAAGAAUCGUAAUGGUGACAUCUUUGUGAACAAUGCACGUAUAAUUCCCUCCCUCAGUGUGGAGCUGACCAAUCGCGAGGGCAAACGUCAGGUUAUGCACAUCAUUGACGAAGUGCUAGAUCCACUUACUACGCUGUCAACUGCCCAGGUUCAAAUCACCAAUCCGGAUGCCCUUGAAUUUAUGCAGAAAGCCGAUUUGCUCAAUAUAGGUGAAAGCCGUUUGCGCACCUAUCGUAACCAGGUGCUGAUGGCCAAAAAGGAAUCGUUAUUCCAAGCCGCUGGCGCUCACACCUUCUUGAUACCAAUCGAUGAUGGCUUUAAGGUUGCCACUCGCAGCAGUCUGGUGGAUGCCAAGGUUAUUGAUGGUCAUGUUAUACCAAACACUGUCAUCUUCACUGCCGCCUCGCGACACGAUGAUCCCAAGACAUCGGCCGCCUUUGAGGAUUUGCUUAAGGUUACCGUUAGCUUUUUUAAGCAAAAGGAUGGCAAAAUGUAUUUCAAGUCGAAUACUCUUGUUGGCGAUGCCAAGCAUGCAGAGGGUGUUGUCUUGGCCGAAAUUGUAAAGGCCAAUAUUCCAGUUAAGAACGGUGUAGUCCAUUUGAUUCAACGUCCCCUGAUGAUCAUCGAUUCAACAGUCACACAAUUUCUACAGUCGUUCAAGUUUAUAAACGAGGAUUCGAAGAAUGGAGCUUUGCGAAAAUUCUAUGAGGCUAUCAUGGACAAUGGCGGUGCCGUGCUCGAUGAUAUCAACAAUCUGUCUGAGGUUACCAUUCUGGCACCGAGCAAUGAGGCCUGGAAUGCCACAUCCAUCAACAAUAUUCUUAGAGAUCGCAAGAAGAUGAUUGAGAUUUUGAAUAUGCACAUCAUUAAGGAUCGUUUGAAUGUCGAAAAAAUUAGGCAAAAGAAUGCCAAUUUGAUUGCUCAAGUGCCCACUCUCAAUAAUCAUACGUUCCUAUACUUCAAUGUCCAAGGUGAGGGCGCCGAUGCCCACAUAACUGUUGAGGGCGGUGGUGUUAAUGCCACAGUUGUCCAGCCAGAUGUUGCCCAGACAAAUGGUUUCGUGCAUAUUAUUGAUCGUGUUUUGGGAGUACCCCAUACAACAGUGUUGGGAAAAUUAGAAUCUGAUCCAAUGAUGAGUGACACCUACAAAAUGGGUCAGUUUUCCAACUUUAACGAUCAGCUGAACAACACCCAGCGUCGUUUCACCUACUUUGUGCCCCGUGAUAAGGGCUGGCAGAAGACCGAAUUGGAUUCCCCUUCGGCACACAAGAAGCUUUUCAUGCGUGACUUUGCCUAUCACUCAAAGGCGAUCUUAGAGCGUCAUUUGGCCAUUGCGGAUCGCGUGUUCACCAUGUCGGAUCUGGUUAAAAUGUCACAACAAACGGACAAUGUUGUUCUACCCACUUUCCGUGAUUCUCUACAGAUUAGGGUCGAUGAGGAGGCCGGACAUCUACAUGAUGAGUAUGCUAGUCACGAAUGGACUGGCUAUGUGAUCACAUGGAACUAUAAGAAGAUCAAUGUGUAUAGGCCCGAUGUUGAAUGCACCAAUGGCAUCAUUCAUGUCAUCGAUUAUCCAUUGCUGGAGGAGAAAGAUGUGGUUGUGAGCGGAGGUUAGACAUUUUAACUACCGCGAGACAAACAGACAAUUAUUAUGUAAUACAUAUUAAAAAACACUCUAUACAACAAGAACAAGAACUACACCAAACAACCAAGCAACCAACAACAACAACCAUCCACAUAUUUGAAUCGUAGCCAGACUCUGUUAAGUUGACGCAGUUGCUUCGUACAGUACCAGUGGCUGUCCUUCCCCCCACUCCUCAUCAGACCCACAGAUAAAACUACACACAUACUAUCUUUAGUAGGCAGCGAAGAUUAGUUGAGUUUGUAGUAGCGCGCUAUACAAGAGUAUAAAAAACAGAUUGAAUGCAAUAUAAAAACGCUAAAAAUGCACGUAAGCUUUAAGAAAUUGUUCGGAAUACAGAGAUAAAAAUGUUGUUGAAGGACGACAGGACGUCAAGGAUUUGUGUAUGGUAUGGCGGCAGCCAGUAUCUAGUAUAUAUUAUAUAUGAAUGUAAAAGGAAUUAUGUAUGUAAAGAGCAUUGUAUUUGUAUGUCGUAGUCAGUAGUUGCACGUUAAGCACCAAGAUCGAGUUCAGGGCUCCUUUCAUUCCCAUUGAGGAGACUUAUGAACUUGUAUGUUUGUGUGCGGUAUGUGUAACUAGUGCCUUACUAAAGAUAAACGCAUUACCUUAACCUUUAUACAAAUUUACUCGUAAUAAAUGAAUUAUUACCUAUUAUAAACUAUAACAAUAAAAAACCAAAUCACUAACGUAAAGUGCAAAUGGCGGAUGUUUAUCAGAAACGCUUCAGUUGCUGGCAUAGAAUUGUGAACUGCAUACAAUACCGAAAGACAAGUAAACAUUAAAGACAUAUAAAACAAAAACAAUACAAGAGAAUAUAUUUAUAAAGCCUCAUAUAUAAGUAUUCAAGCCAAUCACAGAUCGAAAAUCCAUAUUUGUAGUUUCCUGCUUCAAAAACAAAACACAAAAAGAAACAAAAUAUCUCUAUAAUAAUAUAAUGAAAAAGGAACCACAUUUGAGCUACAUGCUAUUUACACUUACAUCCAACACACACACACAAACAGAAAAAGA
Molecule: messenger RNA, 3196 nt
Organism: Drosophila willistoni
Lineage: Eukaryota; Metazoa; Arthropoda; Insecta; Diptera; Drosophilidae
Gene: Fas1
Product: fasciclin-1
Exons: 16
Coding region: 218-2161 (647 amino acids)
Biological process (GO): extracellular matrix organization; cell adhesion
Cellular component (GO): extracellular matrix
Molecular function (GO): cell adhesion molecule binding
Source: RefSeq, a predicted model, not a curated record